Seriola dumerili (greater amberjack) is the source of this 1050-nucleotide messenger RNA. Its product is annotated as basic helix-loop-helix transcription factor scleraxis-like. NCBI's taxonomy places the organism in Eukaryota, Metazoa, Chordata, Actinopteri, Carangiformes, Carangidae. The record is from RefSeq and is a predicted model, not a curated record. The transcript has 3 exons. The coding region runs from base 1 to 654 and encodes 217 amino acids. Gene Ontology annotation, biological process: regulation of transcription by RNA polymerase II; developmental process. Gene Ontology annotation, molecular function: protein dimerization activity; DNA-binding transcription factor activity, RNA polymerase II-specific; RNA polymerase II transcription regulatory region sequence-specific DNA binding.
AUGACAUUCGCCAUGCUUCGCACAGCGCCUCCCGCAGGCCGCUUCUUAUAUGGCGACAUCGCACUCCUCUCAGAAGACGAUGAUGAGAACGGGAGCGAGGGUUCAGGUUCUGAGGAGCGUACCAACUCCUCCAACUCUGCUGCCUUCCGCCUGUCCUCCUCGUCCCCGUCUGCUUUUCACAUCAAGGUGAACAGGAAGAGGAAGCUAUGUGGGGGAGUAGGGGGCGGGGGGGUAGGUGUAGGGGGCAUGGUAGGGAGGCUCGGCCCCCAGGGCUCAUCCCCCCCUGUGGAAGUUCGCCAGAGGACCGCAGCCAACGCACGGGAGAGAGAUCGCACCAAUUCUGUCAACACAGCAUUCACAGCGCUGCGCACACUCAUCCCCACCGAGCCUGCAGACAGGAAGCUGUCAAAAAUCGAGACACUACGUUUGGCCAGCAGCUACAUCAGUCAUCUGGGGAACGUCUUGCUCCUGGGCGAAGGGCUUCAUGACGGACAGCCGUGCCACGCUCCCUCACCACCGUUCUUCCAUGUUAACUCCUCCCCCAACCGAGGAUCUGACCAAUCAACUCAGCCCAAGCACAUCUGUACUUUCUGCCUCAGCAACCAGAGGAAAAUGAACAAAGACAGAGACAGGAAGACAGCCAUCAGAAGCUAACAGUGAGGACACACACCACAUGGAUAAAAUGCUUGUCACUUUGACAGCACUUUCAGUGAUUUUACAGUUACUGCAACUUGAAGAUUUACAGACUUGUGAUGCAUUUCAAGGACCAUUGAAGGACUUCUAUAGCACUUCCAGGACUUUUCAAGGAACUUUAUGAAGCAUUUCUUUUUGUUGACUUUUUAUAUUGCUUUACAGAAACUUUAAGUUUCGUGUUUUCAAAUAUGAUUGAAACACUUCUGAAAAGUUUAACCAUACUUUUAAAGGGCUUUUGCAUUCUUAUCAACACCAUGAAGAACCUUAUCAGAGACCUUUUACUGUAUUGACUCAGUGACUCUUUGUUCAGAGUCUAAGGAACUUAUGGCACAUGAUUGAAAAAACACACAAAACCUA